GUCUUUCUCCACCAAUAUCCCUUUCUUUCUUUCUUUCAUCCCAUCCUCUCACACUUUCAUCUUCUCCCCACUCGUCAAUCCCAUUAAUACUCCAACAUGUCAGGCGAGAUCAGACGUAAACUCGUCAUUGUCGGUGAUGGUGCUUGUGGUAAAACAUGUCUAUUGAUCGUAUUCAGUAAAGGCGUGUUCCCUGCGGUUUAUGUUCCUACCGUUUUCGAAAACUACGUGGCAGAUGUUGAAGUAGAUGGAAAGAAGGUGGAGUUGGCUCUUUGGGAUACUGCCGGUCAAGAAGAUUACGAUCGUCUUCGACCAUUGUCUUACCCUGAUUCUCACGUUAUCUUGAUUUGUUUCGCCGUUGAUUCCCCGGAUUCUUUGGAGAACGUGCAAGAAAAGUGGAUCUCGGAAGUGUUGCACUUUUGUCAAGGAUUGCCAGUCAUCCUCGUCGCUUGCAAGAAAGAUCUUCGUCGUGAUCCUAAAACUCUGGACACACUGAGCAGGAUGGGACAACAACCCAUAUCAACCGAAGAGGGACGUGCUAUCGCGCAAAAGAUCGGAGCUCAGAGUUAUGUAGAAUGCAGUGCCAAGACUGGUGAAGGUGUUAGGGAGGUGUUUCAAACUGCUACCCGUUACGCAUUGAUGAGCAAGAAAUCUGGACGUGGACGUGGACAGAAGAAAUGCGUCGUUCUCUGAAUAGAGCAUGGUUGUACUCAUAUCUUGUGCGACGAUCCGACCGAUUACCCCUCUCCCUUACAUUCUUUCCCCCCGACCUCCUCUCCCACAGUCGAUUCGACGAGGGUUUAUGAUUACUGUGGUUUGAGACGUUCUGUUUUUUUCCCGUAAUGCUGAUGUAUAUACGCGCCUGAGCUACCAUGAGAAAUUUGUACGAGGU
Messenger RNA from Tremella mesenterica DSM 1558, 889 nucleotides. RefSeq lists its product as uncharacterized. The coding region runs from base 97 to 690 and encodes 197 amino acids. Gene Ontology annotation, molecular function: GTPase activity; GTP binding. Lineage: Eukaryota; Fungi; Basidiomycota; Tremellomycetes; Tremellales; Tremellaceae. The record is from RefSeq and is a predicted model, not a curated record. The transcript has 7 exons. Gene Ontology annotation, biological process: small GTPase-mediated signal transduction.